Molecule: messenger RNA, 2514 nt
Organism: Lachancea thermotolerans CBS 6340
Lineage: Eukaryota; Fungi; Ascomycota; Saccharomycetes; Saccharomycetales; Saccharomycetaceae
Gene: PXL1
Product: Pxl1p
Exons: 1
Coding region: 1-2514 (837 amino acids)
Source: RefSeq, a predicted model, not a curated record
AUGCAGGGCUGGAUUUACAGUUCGCCGUUCCCCGCGCUGAACCCGAAGGUUAGAUACAAGACAGCAUUAGAGAGAGCAGGCUUCGAUGUGAAUUUUCAUGACAAGAAUAAGCCCAGAGAAGCACAUGGCAGUGUUUUGCCCGCUGGCAGGCAUGUAAGUGAGGGCGGCAGAGAUGUUUUCGGAACGCGGUCGGCGCCAAACCUGGCGCAGACGGCCCAACGAGCAGUUAGCGAGCGUGAUCCUCGAGGGUACCAGAACGCCAGCGCGCUCCGUAGCCCUCCGCAUUCUCCGUUUGUAAAGGAGAGAUCUGCCCCUGCUUUGCAAGAGCACUAUAAGGUGCGCAGAUCGGAUGAGUCGAAGGGCGCUUUCAGCCCUAGAGUAGGUCAGCCACAAGAAGGUCGCAACUUUGCGAGCGCGGGUUCGCACAAGGCGUCACCACAGCCAGCGGCUUUUCCCCAGCUGCGGAAAGACUCCCAGUCAAGGGGGGCUCUCGAUUCCAGGUUCCAAAGACAUGGGUCUCGGACUUCUCCGGACCGUGCCUCCCUUAAGAGCGCCAGAACACGGGGAUCGUCAAUCUCCCAAGGCCGGUCAGCUGGCGAAGGUAGCUUCCAAGUUUCCAGCGCUCCUCAGGACCGCUUUUCCGCUAGCGAGACUGCGAGAAGGGGACCGGUAGCCCGUCAAAGCCCAGCUUCAGCAGCUGGGGCUGCGGGCAAAGAAUCUCCAGUCUCUCAAGCUCGCCUCUCCACCGAGGACUUGGGAAAUAGGCAAUCUUCAGUUUUUGACUUUGAAAACCAGCGAAACUCUCCAGCUGAACGCAACUUCAGAUCACCAGACAUUGACCCCGUUGAGCGCAGCUUCAAGCAACUCACACAGAAUGAUAAUGACAGUUUCUCUUCUCAACAAGAGCGCGAGUUCACGCCCUAUGCACGGGACUCUUUCACGUCAGUUAACCAAAGUGACGAAGUCUUCGAGGACGCGGCAGAUAUCGAUGACUUCAAUGAGAAGGGCGAUAACGCCUCAAAAUGGAAUUCGAUUAUGCGUUUGAGCAAGGCUCCUGAGGACUCUGUCCAGGAAGCUGCGCCUUUAGACCGCGAUUCGACUAACGAGUAUGUGGAUGCAACACCGCGCACCCGCCCCACAAGUACAAGCAGCAUAAGUUUUACACCAGUUGCUGAGUUGCAUGUUAACCUUUCACCAAACAGACCCACGGAACAAACAGAGUCCAUAAAUUCUGCCACAGAUGCCCCAAUUUCGCAAGCCGAACCAAUAGGGCUUGAAAGAGAGAGCUCGGCAAGUGUUUCAGGUGUUUACGACAUAGAUCUCGCGUCAGGGCACACCGAUUUGUCGCAAGGCGUCCCACAAUUCUCCAUACAACCCACUUAUCAUUUCUCUGAAGAAAAUGUGGGUAGAGAACAAGAACUCAGAGAAGAACAGGAGGUCGACACUGAAGAAGGCACUGCUCAAGAUCCAACGGCAACAGUUAAGUCGUCGUUGCAGGUGGAGAGGCUGCUUGCGCAGCUGGACAACGUUUCUCUAAACAGAAAUCUAUCUGUUGGAAAUCGGCGCCACUCACCUGGAAGCAGUCGCUUCAAAAAAUCAAGUGCUUACUUGUCUGGGUUUGUUUCUAAUCCUGCAGCCACAGGCAUAGAUGCGAAGUUGCAAACGGGCAUAGCGAGCGGUGAUGACCAACAGUUCACGCCUCAAGUUCUUUCUGUUGCCGAGGAUCGGGCGCAUGCCUUGUCUGGAGAAAUUUCCCCAGGUUCAGAUGAUUCUCCCCAGUUCUAUCAUAUCCGGAGACAAGACGAACCUAGGCAAGCAGACCACAGAGAAAGCGACAUGACAGAUUUCAUGCGUCCAUCGCAACAGUUGACUGAGUCCUUGAAAGUUCCAGUCAUUCAGCCCCUACAGCUGUACCAACUGGAAAACACCGCUGAAGCACGCGCCGAGACCGCGAAACCAGAAACAAAACAAGAACCUCACCGGCUAUCUAGCUCGUCCAGCCUGGUUGAGGGGUCUCAACCAGCUGAGCCACCGGUGCCUGUUUUCAAAUACCCACCUGGCGAGGGCCCCUGCCGUGCAUGCGGCCUCGAGGUGACUUCCAGACGCAUAUAUUCCAAGAAGGCCAACGAGCUGUCGGGACAGUGGCACCGUCCCUGCUUCAAAUGCAUAAAGUGCGAGCUCACUUUCUCGAAGAAGGUCGUUUGCUACAUCCUUGACGACGAGCCGUACUGUCAGAGGCAUUUCCACGAAACCAACAACAGCAUCUGUCGGAUUUGCCAGGGUUUCAUAGAGGGAAAGUGCCUUGAGAACGACCGUGACGAGCGCUUCCAUGUCGACUGUCUCAAGUGUUUUCGCUGUGGCGAGUUCAUCUGCGAGGACUACUUUUUGUUCAACAACGAGCUCCCACUUUGCGCAAACCACGACAUUGAGGCUCUCAAGCUCGAGUCUUUUGGCAACAUGGGGCAAAAUAACACAGUUUCCAAGAGGAGGACUCGCAUCAUCAACUUCACCUGA